CAUCCUUUACGGAUUUGCAAGGAAAAUUUUCAGUCGACCAGUGUUGUUCGUUCGCCCGUCAGUUUUCGCAAACCUUCGAACGUUUUUAUUUUUUAUUUAAAUAAAUCAAUAAAUUAAAAUUUAUAUAAAAAAAAAAAGUGGCAAGGACCAGAAAAAAAUAAUAUAAAAAUUUCAAAAAAGGAUAAAAAAUCCUUAAAAAAAUCUUGAAAAAAGUGUAUCCUUUGAAAAAAAAAAAGUAGAAAAAUCCGAUAGAACUUUUUAUCGCGCGAUGAAAAAAAAACAAUAAACUGAAAUAAAAGUUUCAAAUCUAAAAUGGUGGUUUAAAAAGGAUUCAACACUAAAGUGUAUACGAAGAAGUUAUAAAACGAAGUAACGACGAAAAAAAAAAAACCGAAUCAGGACGAAAUUGACGAGGAAAAUAAAUAAAAUUAAAGCUGGAACAAUCCAAAUGGGAUUUCUUCUUCUUCUACUUCGCAUGUAGGAAAUCUCAUUUCCUGUCUCAAUCUUUAUCUAUAUGUGUGUGUUUGUGUGUGUGUGGUGAAGAAGCAAUAGAUUCUCGUACGUGAUAAUAUACUCUGAGCUGAGCGUGUGUAUGGUUGUCAUUCAAGUGUGACAGAGACAAGACGAGGAAAGCACAAAAAAAAGGACAUUUUUUUGCCUGUUGUCGAUGGUCCACACAACGACACGACGACUGAAUAUGCAGAUUUUAGUGUUUUUCUUUUUUGAGACUUGAUCCUUGAAGUCUUGAGGAAUUAUUUAUGUGGGUUUUUUUUAUAAAAUUUAUGAUGUCGCGUUUUAAUUUCGAAAGGAAAAAGUCUACAAACGUGGGCUGAAGAAAAGUCUACUAGACACCAUCUGUGUCCUGAUCCUUUGAAAAAGAAAAAAUAUAUGAAUACUUUCAAAAAUACAGACAUCCUUGAACUAGAUUUUUUUGAAAAACCGGGUUUUUGACCGUUUUUUUUCGGUUCGGUAUUCAGAUCCUUGAGACUUGUACCCUUUUUGUUUAGUUUUUUUUUGGUGAAAUAUUUUAUGUGAACUUAGGUCGCCGAAAAGGGAUUUUUAAAAUCAAGACGCUUGUAUCCUGGAUAAAUGUACUAUGCAAUUGACAGUCCAGAAGAUCCCGGUGCCAUCUUUACCAUAUGGAAACGCGGCUCCCAGGGUCUUCCACCUCAAGAUGACUUUAAAAUGCAGAAUAUCGGCUGUCUCCUUGAAGGAGUUACGCCAUCGGCACCACCGGAUGUCCCACCGAGGAAUCCAACAAUGAAUCGAAUGAAUAAUGGUCGUUUAGCUGGUAACCCAAGUGAUUUGGGAGUAGAUUUUGAGCCAUCGUGUUUGGUACGAACGCCAUCGGGCAACGUUUACAUUCCUAGCGGUAAUUUAAAUAUAAACAAAGGAUCCCCAAUAGACUAUAAAAGUGGUUCGGCUUGUUCAACGCCAACCAAAGAAACAUUAAAAGGUUACGAACGCAGCGGCAAUAGCUGCAUGGGCCCCGUUUUACCCCCACGAAGUGUUAUGGGCGGUAUACCAUCACAUCAUCAUCAUUAUUCAGCACCAAUGAAUUUUCGAAAAGAUUUAGCUGCACGUUGCUCAGCAAAGUGCAUUGCAAUUGUUUCAAUAUCAAUUGUAGUGUCUUUGUUUGUUUUAUUAAUAUUAUUAACAGGCUUUGGUGUACUAUCAUGGUCACCAUCAUCUCCAUGUACAGUUCUAGUCGGCAAUGAGGCAUCCGAAGUAACGGCAGCCAAAAGCACAAAUACAGAUUUAUCGAAAUUGCACAAUACGGCGCGAGCAUCUAAAUCCGGACAACCAAUAACAGUAACGGCAGCAACGUCAUCGGCGUCACCAUCGUCUUUCCAAUCGACAUCAGCGUCAGCGUUAGCACCGUCUUCAUCAGCGUCAUCGACGUCAUCUUCAUCGUCAUCGUCUUCGUCGUCAUCACUGGCGAACAGCAAUAACGGAGGUGCACGAACAUUUCCAGCGCGCAGUUUCCCACCAGAUGGCACGACAUUCGGACAAAUCACACUCGGCCAAAAGCUUACAAAGGAAAUACAACCCUACAGCUAUUGGAAUAUGCAAUUCUAUCAAUCGGAACCGGCUUAUGUUAAAUUUGACUAUAGCAUACCGCGAGGUGCAUCGAUUGGAGUAUAUGGAAGACGUAACGCUUUGCCAACGCAUACGCAAUAUCAUUUCAAAGAAGUAUUAAGUGGGUUUAGUGCGAGAACCCAACGUGCCACACAUCUCUCGAUAACGCGUGAGGUGACACGUUACAUGGAACCCGGACAUUGGUUCGUUUCACUAUAUAACGACGAUGGUGAUGUGCAAGAGGUCACAUUCUAUGCGGCCAUUGCAGAGGAUAUGACACAAAAUUGUCCAAAUGGCUGUUCUGGCAAUGGACAAUGUUUGCUGGGUCAUUGCCAAUGCAAUCCCGGUUUUGGAGGUGACGAUUGCAGUGAGAGUGUUUGCCCUGUACUCUGCUCCCAGCAUGGCGAGUACACUAAUGGCGAAUGCAUUUGCAAUCCAGGAUGGAAGGGCAAAGAAUGCUCCCUCAGGCAUGAUGAAUGUGAAGUGGCCGACUGUAGUGGCCAUGGGCAUUGUGUGAGUGGCAAAUGUCAAUGUAUGCGGGGCUACAAGGGGAAGUUCUGUGAAGAAGUCGACUGCCCACAUCCGACAUGCUCGGCUCAUGGUUUUUGUGCGGAUGGUACCUGCAUUUGUAAGAAAGGCUGGAAGGGUCCGGACUGUGCGACCAUGGAUCAAGAUGCGUUACAGUGUCUGCCCGAUUGUUCUGGACAUGGAACGUUCGACUUGGACGCACAGACCUGCCAUUGCCUGACGAAAUGGAGUGGUGACGACUGUUCGAAGGAACUGUGUGACCUUGACUGUGGACAGCAUGGACGUUGUGUUGGAGAUGCAUGCACUUGCGAGCCCGAAUGGGGUGGAGAGUUUUGCAACACAAAGUUAUGUGACAGUCGCUGCAAUGAACAUGGACAAUGCAAGAAUGGAACGUGUCUUUGUGUAACCGGGUGGAAUGGCAAGCAUUGUACAAUUGAGGGCUGUCCAUCGGGUUGUUCAAAUCAUGGACAGUGCAGGGCUGGCGGCGAGGGUCAGUGGGAAUGUAGGUGCUAUGAGGGCUGGGAUGGACCAGAUUGUGGCAUUGCUCUCGAGCUCAACUGUGGUGACAGCAAGGACAACGACAAAGACGGAUUGGUUGACUGCGAAGACCCCGAGUGCUGUGCUAGCCAUGUAUGUAAAACAUCCCAACUGUGUGUUUCAGCACCAAAGCCAAUUGAUGUUUUGCUGCGAAAGCAGCCCCCAGCCAUAACAGCAUCGUUCUUUGAACGAAUGAAAUUCCUGAUUGAUGAGAGUAGUUUGCAAAACUAUGCUAAAUUGGAGACUUUCAACGAGAGCGUAUUUUGGAAUUAUUUCAACGCAAGCCGAUCAGCAGUUAUACGUGGCAGAGUUGUCACCUCACUCGGUAUGGGACUGGUUGGAGUAAGAGUUUCAACAACUACCCUACUUGAGGGUUUCACACUUACCCGUGACGAUGGAUGGUUUGAUUUGAUGGUAAAUGGUGGCGGUGCGGUAACAUUACAAUUCGGCCGAUCACCAUUUCGGCCACAAAGUCGUAUUGUUCAGGUUCCAUGGAAUGAAGUGGUUAUUAUAAAUGUGGUAACUAUGUCAAUGUCAGAUGAGAAGGCUCUGGCAACAGUGGCGCAUACAUGCUUCUCGCACGACUAUGAUGUUAUGAAACCGGUUGUGUUGGCAUCGUGGAAACAUGGCUUCCAGGGAGCUUGUCCCGAUAGAAGUGCUAUAUUGGCAGAGUCCCAGGUUAUACAGGAAUCUAUACAAAUUCCUGGGACAGGUUUGAAUUUGGUUUAUCAUAGUUCAAGAGCUGCUGGUUAUUUGUCAACCAUUAAACUGCAACUUACUCCUGAAGUUAUUCCACCAACAUUGCAUUUAAUUCAGCUGAGAAUAACAAUCGAAGGAAUAUUGUUUGAGCGAGUUUUUGAAGCUGAUCCUGGAAUCAAAUUUACCUAUGCAUGGAAUCGUUUGAAUAUCUACCGCCAGAGGGUUUAUGGAGUUACGACAGCUGUGGUUAAAGUAGGGUACCAGUACACAGACUGCAAAGAUAUUAUUUGGGACAUUCAGACAACCAAGUUGAGUGGACAUGACAUGUCGAUCUCUGAAGUUGGAGGAUGGAACUUGGAUAUUCAUCAUCGGUAUAACUUCCAUGAAGGAAUCUUACAGAAGGGUGAUGGGUCAAAUAUAUACCUCAAACAUAAACCAAGGGUUAUAUUGACAACUAUGGGUGAUGGCCACCAGAGGCCGUUAGAGUGCCCCGAUUGUGAUGGUAUAGCUGUCAAACAGAGACUUUUAGCGCCAGUGGCUCUUGCUGCGUCUCCAGAUGGAAGCUUGUUUGUCGGAGACUUCAAUUACAUUCGAAGAAUAAUGACAGAUGGAACUAUUAAGACAGUUGUCAAGCUAAAUGCCACAAGGGUUUCUUAUCGCUAUCAUAUGGCUUUAAGUCCCCUCGAUGGAACUUUAUACAUAUCUGAUCCUGAAUCCCAUCAGAUCAUUCGAGUAAAAGACACAAACAACUUCUCCAAUCCCGAAAAGAACUGGGAACCAAUUGUGGGUUCGGGAGAGAGAUGCCUGCCAGGAGAUGAAGCCCAUUGUGGGGAUGGUGCUCUGGCAAAGGAUGCUAAACUAGCUUAUCCAAAAGGUAUUGCUAUCUCAAGUGACAACACGCUCUACUUUGCUGAUGGAACCAACAUCCGUAUGGUCGAUCGGGACGGUAUUGUGACAACUCUCAUUGGCAAUCACAUGCAUAAGUCUCAUUGGAAACCGAUUCCUUGUGAGGGCACCCUUAAACUUGAAGAAAUGCACUUAAGAUGGCCGACAGAACUUGCGGUAAAUCCUUUGGACAGUACCUUGCAUAUCAUUGAUGAUCACAUGAUCUUAAGAAUGACUCCAGAUGGACGAGUUCGAGUGAUCUCAGGACGUCCAUUACACUGUGCCACAGCAACUACUGUCUAUGACACUGAUCUGGCAACUCAUGCAACUCUCGUCAUGCCUCAGAGUAUAGCUUUUGGACCAAUGGGAGAUCUUUUUGUUGCCGAGUCUGAUUCACAGAGGAUCAACAGAGUUCGAGUGAUCGGAACUGAUGGUCGGAUAGCACCAUUCGCUGGCGCAGAAUCCAAGUGCAAUUGUUUGGAAAGAGGUUGUGAUUGCUUUGAAGCUGAUCAUUAUUUGGCAACCAGUGCCAAGUUUAAUACGAUCGCUGCAUUGGGAGUGACUCCUGAUGGUUAUGUGCAUAUCGCUGAUCAAGCAAAUUACAGAAUACGUUCGGUUAUGUCAAGCAUUCCAGAGGCAAGUGUAUCAAGGGAAUAUGAGAUUUAUGCACCUGAUAUGCAAGAAAUUUAUAUAUUCAAUCGUUUCGGACAGCAUGUGGCAACUAGAAAUAUUCUGACAGGAGAGACAACCUACUCCUUUACUUAUAACGUGAACACGUCUAAUGGAAAGCUGUCAACUGUCACCGAUGCUGCAGGAAACAAAGUAUUCCUCUUGAGAGACUACACUUCUCAAGUUAACUCCAUUGAAAACACCAAAGGUCAGAAGUGUCGUUUAAGAAUGACAAGAAUGAAAAUGCUCCAUGAACUCAGUACCCCUGAUAACUACAAUGUGACAUUUGAAUAUCAUGGACCAACGGGACUUCUUAAAACUAAACUUGACUCAACCGGAAGAUCAUAUGUCUACAAUUACGAUGAAUUCGGUCGUUUGACAUCAGCUGUCACUCCAACUGGUCGUGUCAUUGAUCUCACUUUCGAUCUUAGUGUAAAGGGUGCCCAAGUUAAGGUCUCAGAAAACUCACAAAAGGAGAUCUCAAUGUUGAUUCAGGGUUCUACUGUGAUGGUCAAAAAUAGUGAAGCUGAAUCAAAGACAACUAUCGAAAUGGACGGAAGCACUACAAGUCUGACUCCAUGGGGCCAUACCGUAGAAAUGGAAGUGAUGCCUUAUGCUAUUCUUGCUGAGAUCAAUCCACUUAUUGGCGAAAGCUAUCCAGUUCCAGCGAAACAGAGAACCGAGAUCAAUGGAGAUCUGGCGAAUCGAUUUGAAUGGAGGUACUUCGUUAGGCGCUUACAAGGUGGCAAGGGUGGUAAAGGUCCAAAACCAGUUUCCCAGGUUGGACGUAAACUUCGUGUCAAUGGUGACAAUGUUUUGACUUUGGAAUAUGAUCGUGAUACAUCAUCGGUUGUUGUGUUUGUUGAUGAUAAACAGGAACUCCUUAAUGUUACUUAUGAUCGCACAGCUCGACCAGUCUCGUUCAAACCACAAUCGGGAGACUAUGCUGAUGUGGAUCUGGAGUAUGAUAGAUUUGGACGAUUGGUCUCAUGGAAAUGGGGAACCCUACAAGAAGCCUACACAUUUGACAGAAGUGGAAGACUCAAUGAAAUCAAAUAUGGUGAUGGUUCAUCAAUGGUAUAUGCCUUCAAAGACAUGUUUGGUAGCCUGCCUCUUAAAGUUACGACCCCAAGACGUUCUGAUUACCUCUUGCAAUACGAUGAUGCUGGAGCAUUGCAAUCUUUGACAACACCUCGCGGUCAUAUUCACUCGUUCUCACUUCAGACAUCACUCGGGUUCUUCAAAUAUCAAUACUUUUCACCUAUCAACAGGCAUCCGUUCGAAAUUCUAUACAACGAUGAGGGACAGAUUUUGGCCAAGAUACAUCCACACCAAUCUGGCAAAGUGGCUUUCGUUCAAGACUUUGCCGGAAGACUUGAAACAAUCCUCGCAGGACUCUCUUCCACUCACUACACCUACCAAGAGACAACUUCGUUGAUUAAGAUUGUCGAAGUUCAAGAACCAGGCUUUGAAUUGCGAAGAGAGUUCAAAUACCAUGCAGGAAUAUUGAAAGAUGAAAAACUCAAGUUUGGUUCAAAGAACUCUCUGGCAUCGUCCCACUAUAAGUAUUCAUACGAUGGCAAUGCCCGAUUAAGUGGAAUCGAAAUGAGCAUUGAUGACAAAGAUCUUCCAAUGACACGUUAUAAAUACAGUCAAAACCUGGGUCAGUUAGAAGUUGUUCAAGAUCUGAAGAUCACUCGAAAUGCCUUCAACCGAACUGUUAUACAAGAUUCUGCUAAACAAUUCUUCACCAUUACUGAUUUUGACCAACAUGGAAGGGUUAAGAGUGUUUUGAUCAACAUCAAGUCUUUCGAUGUCUUCCGUUUAGAACUCGAUUAUGAUCUUCGAAAUCGAAUUAAAUCUCAGAAAACCACAUUUGGCAGAUCAACAUCAUUUGACAAGAUUAACUAUAACGCCGAUGGGCAUGUUAUUGAGGUUAUGGGCACAAAUAACUGGAAAUUCUUGUACGAUGAAAAUGGCAACACUGUCGGAGUUGUCGAUCAAGGCGAAAAAACUAACCUGGGUUACGAUAUUGGUGAUCGUGUUAUACAAGUCGGUGAUGUAGAGUUCAAUAAUUAUGAUGCCCGGGGUUAUGUAGUUCGACGGGGAGAACAAAAGUACCGUUAUAACAAUCGCGGUCAACUAAUUCAUGCUUUCGAACGAGAUCGUUUCCAAGUUUGGUACUACUAUGACGAUCGUGGUCGUCUGGUAGCAUGGCAUGAUAGCAAGGGAAAUGUCACUCAGUAUUUCUACUCUAAUCCAAAGACACCAAGCUUGAUCACACAAAUGCACUUCCCAAAACUUGCAAAAACCCUGAAAUUCUUCUAUGACGAUCGAGAUCUAUUGGUCGCCAUUGAAAAUGCCGAACAACGAUUCUAUGUUGCAACCGAUCAAAAUGGAAGUCCACUGGCAUUCUUCGAUCUUAAUGGCACAAUUGUGAAAGAAGUUAAACGAACUCCAUUCGGCAAAGUUAUCAAAGACACAAACCCUGAUUUCUAUGUACCUGUUGAUUUCCAUGGCGGAUUGUUAGAUCCCAGCACAAAACUAGUCUACACUGAAGGCCGGCACUAUGAUCCGACAGUUGGUCAAUGGAUGACACCAACAUGGGAAACUCUAGCAACUGAUAUGAGCCUUCCAACCGAUGUAUUCAUUUAUAGAUUCCACAAUAACGAUCCAAUUAAUCCAAACGAUCCACAAAGAUAUAUGAUCGAUCUUGAAUCCUGGCUAGAGCUAUUCGGCUAUGAUUUGAAGAAAAUGCAAAGCAGUAAAUAUACAAAAGAAGACCACUAUAUCCCACAAGCUACAAUCAAAUCAGCUUCAUUGGCGCCCGACUUUGGUGUCAUUUCCGGUCUAGAAUGCAUCGUUCAAAAGAUCGAUGAAAAAUUUAGCGAUUUUGACUUUGUACCAAAACCACUUCUCAAAAUGGAACCUAAAACACGAAAUCUACUUCCAAGAGUCUCAUACCGACGAGGUGUAUUCGGCGAGGGUGUUCUACUCUCCCGGAUAGCUGGCCGUGCAAUGGUCAGUGUUGUCGAUGGCAGUAAUAGUGUCGUUCAAGAUGUUGUCUCGUCAGUGUUCAACAAUUCGUUCUUCCUCGAUUUGCACUUUAGUAUUCACGAUCAGGAUGUCUUCUAUUUUGUAAAAGACAAUGUCCUGAAGCUUCGCGAUGACAAAGAAGAACUUCAACGACUUGGCGGUAUGUUUAAUAUUUCGGCACAUGAGAUCACCGAUCAUGGUGGUGCUGCUGCCAAAGAACUACGACUUCAUGGACCUGAUGCCGUGGUAAUAAUCAAAUACGGCGUCGAUCCUGAACAAGAACGCCAUCGAAUUCUGAAGCACGCUCAUAAGCGAGCUGUUGAACGGGCCUGGGAACUUGAGAAGCAAUUAGUCGCUGCUGGGUUCCAAGGCCGUGGUGAUUGGACCGAAGAAGAGAAAGAAGAACUCGUCUCGCAUGGUGAUGUUGAUGGCUGGAUUGGCAUUGACAUUCACAGCAUCCAUAAGUACCCUCAACUUGCCGAUGAUCCUGGCAAUGUGGCGUUCCAGCGUGACGCUAAGAGAAAGAGAAGAAAAACCAAUACCGGAAGUCAUCGAACGAAACAGCGAAAAGCAGCAUCAACAUCAACAGCUACGUCGUGAGACGGAGAUGAUUACUACUAAGGAGCGAAACAUUUUUCUUUUACACACAAACACACUCAAAGAACACACAUACAUAGUAAAAAAAAAAAUCGCCCUGAACUAUAAAUAAAUUAUAAAAUAAUAAAAAAAAUAAAAAAAAAAUUAGACGCCCCACACCAGCGCCAUCUAUUGAUAGAUGGCAACACUGAUGUAUCUGGGGCAAAUAGUUUUGUAUAAAGUGAAAAAGUAUCUAAGUAGUAUAUAUAUAUAUAUAUAUCGUUUAUAAGCUUGCUCUCUAUCUAUCUUUCUUUGUAAUAUAUGAGAUAUUAAAAAAACUCUAUUCUAUCUAUUCUUUAUAUAUAUAUUAUAUUAUUUUUUAUUAAAAUUAUUUUUGUUUCAUUUAAAAAUUAAAAAAAAAAAAAAAGUUUUUUUUAAUUAAACAAAAAAAAAUACAAAAAAAAAAUGAAAAAUUUACAAAUUGUGAUAUAUUUCUAUACAUGAGCUCGAGAUGAUGUUAUAAUUUUUCAAAAUAUAAAUGUUUUUUAAAUAAGUUGUAUGUUUUUUUUUUAUAUUUGAUUUUUUUUAUAUUGGUUAUUUUUUUUCAUAUAGUAGAAUCUAAAAAAAAAAUAAUGAACGAAAACUUUCACACUCACUCCUGGAUGAAGCAAAAUAAAUAAAAACUCACAAAAAAAAUUGCAUAAAAUAUAUCAAUAAAUUAAAACAGAAAAGAAAAAAAGAAAACAAUAAAGCCGUGUAAAUUUAGUUAUUAAACAAAUAAAUAAAUUAAAAAAAAAAAAAAAACUUUAAAAAACCAAGCCAUCUUCACACAUAAUUGUGUAAACUGUAAUUUAAAAUAAAACAAAAAAAAAAUAUUUAAAUAAAUGCAAAAAAACAUUUAAUAUAAAAAAAUAUAUUAAAUGAUGUAGUAACUAUGUUAAACAAAAAUAAAAAAUUAAUUAGUUUUAAGUAUAAAUAAAAUGAAAAAUGCAAAAAAAAAAAAACAAAUAAA
Messenger RNA from Episyrphus balteatus (marmalade hoverfly), 10021 nucleotides. It is a transcript of the gene Ten-m, whose product is annotated as teneurin-m. NCBI's taxonomy places the organism in Eukaryota, Metazoa, Arthropoda, Insecta, Diptera, Syrphidae. The transcript has 11 exons. Bases 1090 to 9033 code for a protein of 2647 amino acids. The record is from RefSeq and is a predicted model, not a curated record. Gene Ontology annotation, biological process: motor neuron axon guidance.